CUCGAGGAGCACAGUGCGCCCCAGUUGGCAGGUUGAUCUGAUGGGCUCAUUGUGCCGAGGCGUGUCGCGGAGUUGGUGCGAAUUGGAGUGAUGAUGUCAUAACCAAGCAUCUAAUGACUUGACCACCAACAAAUGCAUACUCCUUUUGCUGAAUUAUAAGAACUACACAGAGCUUUGACAAAUGAACGCGGAAUCUGUUCGUACAGGUGCUUGUUCAUGAUGCCUAUUGUGGGCACAACAUCUCUCGCAAAUUCGCUCCUCAGCCUAACUCUGGCACCUAUCAUCGCUGGUGCUAAUAGCGGUAUUGGUCCAUCGAUUGCAGUUGCUCUUGCAAAGCAGGGCGCUGCUGUCCUCCUCGCCUGCCGCAAUGCUGAUCGCGGGGCAGCAGCGGCCGAUCAUAUCAUCGUUCAGUGCGAUGGAAAGAAGCAAAGCGAUGGUGAGCUGUAUCAUCCUCGAUUUCGGCGACCUCUCAAGCGUACGGAAGAUGGGACGCAGAUCGACAUGCUGGUGCACAACGCUGGGAUCGACGCACCGCCCCACCGGGAGUUGAAUAGAGACCAAAGAAGGCCUGGACAUCCUGUACACAACCAACUUCUUAGGCAGCUCUCUGGUAACGCACCUUCUCGGAUCAUCAUUGGAUUAGACGGCCACAAUAGUAUUGACCAGCUCGACGGAUAGUCAUUCUGCCGCCGCACAUUUUCUCCACGAAGGAGUUCUUGGCAAAAUGAUGAACUCACCGGAGCCA
Didymella exigua CBS 183.55 is the source of this 745-nucleotide messenger RNA. RefSeq lists its product as uncharacterized. Bases 217 to 678 code for a protein of 153 amino acids. The transcript is spliced from 2 exons. The record is from RefSeq and is a predicted model, not a curated record. Lineage: Eukaryota; Fungi; Ascomycota; Dothideomycetes; Pleosporales; Didymellaceae.